Messenger RNA from Impatiens glandulifera, 1632 nucleotides. RefSeq names its product ureide permease 1-like. Bases 221 to 1444 code for a protein of 407 amino acids. Gene Ontology annotation, molecular function: allantoin:proton symporter activity; uracil:monoatomic cation symporter activity. Gene Ontology annotation, biological process: nitrogen compound transport. The transcript has 5 exons. NCBI's taxonomy places the organism in Eukaryota, Viridiplantae, Streptophyta, Magnoliopsida, Ericales, Balsaminaceae. The record is from RefSeq and is a predicted model, not a curated record. Gene Ontology annotation, cellular component: membrane.
UGUGGUUUUAAUAUUUAAUGAUUCCUCGAGCAUAGGACCCUGCAUCAGAAUCACAGAAAAGGAGAGUUAAAUGUUUGGCCAUUUUUAUUACCCAAGGUCAGAAGAUCACUAUUUGAGAUUACAAAGUGAUGUUUUAAUUUCCAAUUGUAAAUCACUAUAACUGAGUUUCUCUAUCUCUGAUUUAGCAAAAAAAUCUGAAUCUGUUUAAUUUGGAAAAGAGAUGUAUAUGAUAGAAAGCAAAGGAGGGGCAAUAGCUUGUAUGCUAUUAUCCCUUGUGUUCUUGGGAACAUGGCCGGCGAUCUUAACGCUGCUUGAACGACGCGGUCGUCUACCCCAACACACAUACUUGGAUUACACAAUCACCAAUCUCCUGGCCGCAGUCUUAAUCGCGUUUACGUUUGGCGAAUUGGGGGAUCAGAGACCCAAUUUCUUAGAUCAAUUGGUGCAUGCGCAAGAGAAUUGGCCUUCAAUUCUCUAUGCAAUGGCCGGUGGGGUGGUUCUUUGCCUCGGCAAUUUGGCGACCCAGUAUGCUUGGGCGCUCGUCGGAUUAUCGGUCACCGAGGUUAUCUCUUCCAGUAUAACUGUUGUUAUAGGCACGACGUUGAAUUAUUUCUUGGAUGACAAAAUAAACAAGGCGGAGAUUCUUUUCCCCGGCGUGGCGUGCUUCUUAAUCGCGGUUUGUAUCGGUUCUGCCGUUCAUGCUUCCAACGCCGCUGAUAACAAAGCAAAGCUUAGUAGUAGAAUCAGAUCAUCAAUCGACAAGGCUGGUGAUGAGAUCUCCGCCAUUGAAAAAGUAACUUUAUUGAUAGGACCCGAUUUCGAUGAUGAUGCAAACAACGAUGUCGAUGCAUCAGGAAAAGCGAAAUUCGGGACUGUUGAAUUUCUUCUACAGUUGGAGAAGAGAAGAUCGAUCAAGGUGUAUGGGAAAAGUACGAUGAUCGGAUUGGCAAUUACAUUCUUUGCUGGUUUUUGCUUCUCAUUAUUUUCACCUGCAUUCAAUUUGGCUACGAAUGAUCAAUGGCAUGCAUUAAAAGCUGGCGUUCCUCACUUAACAGUCUACACAGCUUUUUUCUACUUCUCAGUGUCCUGUUUUGUUCUUGCUAUAUUUUUGAACGUCUUAUUUCUUUAUCGACCGGUAUUAAGCGCGCCUAAAUCAUCAUUCGGGGCUUACUUAAGGGACUGGGAUGGUCGAGGUUGGGCUCUUUUAGCAGGACUUAUUUGCGGGUUUGGUAAUGGUUUCCAGUUUAUGGGUGGUCAAGCUGCUGGUUAUGCUGCAGCUGAUGCUGUUCAGGCACUUCCUCUUGUGAGCACAUUUUGGGGUGUGAUUCUGUUUGGGGAGUAUAGGAAAUCUUCGAAGAGGACUUAUGUAUUGCUCAGUGGCAUGUUGUUGAUGUUCAUUGUUGCUGUGGGAGUUCUCAUGGCCUCUUCCGGCCACAGGAAAUGACCCAUGUUUUUUCUUAAUUGGUUUAUCAAACAAUUAUUUCCCAAGUAGACUUUCUUUCUUUGGUAUCAUUUAGAUCAUAAUUUGAAAAAAAAAAAGCAAUCUUAUUUAUAUACCAAAAGAAAUAUUAACUUGAUAAGCUUUAGAUUAGAAUAGUGAACAAAUAAAGAUAAUUAUAAACACAUUAUCAU